UGCUCUGAUGGAUGCACCCGCCAUCCAGAGAGGGCAGUCUCGUGCAGCCUCUGGACCAAUCACCGCGUCUGUGAGUCCAACGAGGGAAUCCCGGUGUAAAGUGAUGGCGCCCAGCUCGAAAUCAGAAAAGGCCAGGGACAAAUACAAAUCCCGAAGAAAACAAAAAGGCCAUGUCGUAAAGCUGCUCAUGCAUGGCAGGGUGUCAGGACAGUUUUCUCAGCGCCUCUUCAGAAAACUACCACCUCGAGUGUGUGUCCCCUUAAAAAAUAUUAUCAGUGAAGAAAUCCUCAGAUCAGGACAUAUUUUUCUUGGAUUCACCAAAUGUGGCCGCUACGUUCUGUCCUACACCAGCAACUGUGGGGAAGACGAUGAUUUCUCUUUCUAUACCUACCAACUCUACUGGUGGGAGUUUAAUCUGCACAAAAGACUCAGACAGGUCCGUCAUGUUCGUCUGUUUGGAGGGGAGGAAAUCUACAGUGAACUGUACCUAACUGUGUGUGAAUGGCCAAAUGACCACUCAAAAAUUGUCAUCUUUGGCUUCAAUACACGCAGUUCCAGCUCUAUUCUGGCAAACUUCAUGAUGAGUGAUGAGAACAACAGAGAUAUUUACAUUACCAUUGCCUCGAUGCCUCCUCCUAAACCUUGCCCUCACUUCUGCUCAGUUUCUUCGGCCUCUAACAUCAGUAAAGGAAGUGGCGAAUGUCUUGAACAUAGUUAUGUGAUCAACAGCCGAUACCAAGUGGUCUAUCCAUUUCCUACCUUCCAGCCAGCUUUCCAGCUUAAAAAGGACCAAGUGAUUCUGUUAAACACAAGCUACUCCCUUGUGGCCUGUGGUAUCUCACUCUGGCCAGGUAAGCAGGGCCAGUCCUCACAGAUUCUCUACACCAAGAAAGGAACUUUAUCAAGUCAGGCCUUUGCACCUCAUUGCCCCAUUUCUCCGACUACCUCUGCCUUAUGUUCUCAUGGAUCUCUCGAAAAUGAAAAUCCACCAAGCAAACUUGCAAUAAUGCCCUCAUCAAUUAGCCAAACACAGGCUCAUGUGGGAGCUCACGUCUUUAAAUGUACGCAGAGAAGCAGCACCAGUGAAACCGAGAGCCCGCAAGAGAAGAGAGCAGUAGAUUGUGGUGAAAAGGAAGAAACAAGUGAAGAAAGGACUCAACAACAAGAAAAUAAUAGAGAAAUGAAGGAUAAUGAAGGACCAACAAACUUACCAUCAACAUCCACCGGAUGCAAAGUUUUCCAUCACAGUUCAGAUAAAAAUGCUAUUUCAACACCUUCAUCCCCCUUAAACCAAGUCCAGUCCCAGGAGGCUUCUUCUUUUGAGCCUGGAUACAUAAACUACUCUCUCCUGCAUUUUUGCCCCCAGCAGCCAGGGACACCACAGAGGAGUACAGGAUAUGAAGAUGAUAAGGUCCAGUUACCAUUCACGGUUACUGAUCUUAAAGGGCAGAAUCUGCAGCUGGUAACUGGGCCAUACAAUGGACAGGGUGUAUGUGUGGAGCAGUUGACCCUAGAUUUUGAGUACCUCAUCAAUGAGGUGAUCCGACGUGAUGCUGCUUGGACCGCCCAGUUCUGUUCCUUCAGUGACUAUGAUGUUGUCAUAUUAGAAGUAUGUCCGGAAACCAACGUUGUGGUGAUUAAUAUUGGUCUGCUGUUACUAGCUUUCUCCAAGUCAGAUAAGGAACACUGCAGACCAAACACCUACCAUUCCAACCUGCAAGUUAGUUGGGACUUAAACACAGGUGUGUGCUGCACUAUGGGUGUGGGAGAACUGACAGAGGUCAAGGGUCAGACCAGUGGGAGUGUGUGGAGUUCUUACAGGAAGUCCUGCGUGAACACAGUCAUGAAGUGGCUGGUCCCUGAGAGGAGCUCCCGAUAUAUAAAUCGCAUGACCAACGAAGCUCUACACAAAGGCUCAUCUCUACAAGUGUUAGCGGAUGGUGACAGAUGCACCUGGAUUGUAUUAUAAAGAGGCUGAAAUCCCAUCAGUGAAACAGGGAGAAAUGUCUUCACACCUCAUGUCGUGAACUCAUCUUCAGUAUGCAGAAACAUUUUUAAAUUAGAAGAUACUGCACUAAUUAUAAACCUUGGUCCUUUGUUCUCUCUAUUUGAAACUCAUCAUAAGGAUUACUGGGUUGGUUUUUUUUGUACUGUGUCCUGUAUCCCAAAUUUUAAGUCUAAUGCAAUAAUUGAAAACCAGGAGCUGGACUGAAAAGGGUGUAUUUUUGUUUAUACAUGAAGCCAUUUUUGGCUUCAUCAAAAACUAACUCUCUGCAAUGCUGGUUUGGGGUUUACGUCUAGAGAGUUUAAUUUAGAGGUCUGUGUUUAGUAUUUGUAUUUUGAAAUAAUUUAAAUCUAAAACAAAAGGCCUACAUAUGUGCAGCUCACAGCUUCCACAUGAAAGUAGUGCAUUGUAGGAUUUUACAUGUUUAAUAUGUUCAGCCUCUUGUUGCAUAUUAUUUUUUUACUCACUUUGGAGAAAAAAAAGGCCAUUUUUGAUUUGUUUAUUUUGUUAAAAUAAACCAGUAACUCAUU
This is a messenger RNA of Cynoglossus semilaevis (tongue sole), 2535 nucleotides long. It is a transcript of the gene dcaf15, whose product is annotated as DDB1 and CUL4 associated factor 15. Bases 8 to 1969 code for a protein of 653 amino acids. The record is from RefSeq and is a predicted model, not a curated record. Gene Ontology annotation, cellular component: Cul4-RING E3 ubiquitin ligase complex. NCBI's taxonomy places the organism in Eukaryota, Metazoa, Chordata, Actinopteri, Pleuronectiformes, Cynoglossidae. The transcript is spliced from 13 exons. Gene Ontology annotation, biological process: protein ubiquitination.